Cervus elaphus (red deer) is the source of this 1328-nucleotide messenger RNA. It is a transcript of the gene CPPED1, whose product is annotated as calcineurin like phosphoesterase domain containing 1. The transcript is spliced from 4 exons. Gene Ontology annotation, molecular function: hydrolase activity. The record is from RefSeq and is a predicted model, not a curated record. Lineage: Eukaryota; Metazoa; Chordata; Mammalia; Artiodactyla; Cervidae. The coding region runs from base 131 to 1072 and encodes 313 amino acids.
GCCCCGCCCCGCCCCAAACAGAGGGCGCAGCCCCCAGCCGGGCAGGCCCCACCCGGCGCUUGGGCAGUCAGGAGUCUCGCAGCUCCUUGCUACGCAGCGGACUCAGUUGAGGCCAAAAUACUCGCUCGCCAUGUCGGCUGCAGAGGCGGGGUGUGUUUUCCACAGAGCGCGGGGCAGGACCCUGGACGCCUUUUCCUCAGAAAAGGAAAGGGAAUGGAAAGGCCCGUUCUACUUCAUCCAAGGUGCAGACCCCCAGUUUGGACUGAUGAAGGCCUGGGCCACUGGGGACUGUGACAGCGGUGGUGAUGAGUGGGAACAGGAGAUCCGUCUGGCUGAGCAAGCAGUCCAGGCCAUCAACAAACUGAACCCCAAGCCCAAAUUCUUUGUUCUGUGCGGGGACCUCGUCCACGCCAUGCCAGGCCGGCCCUGGCGGAAGGAGCAGACCGAGGACCUGCAGCAGGUGCUCAGGACCGUGGACAGCGACAUCCCGCUGGUGCUGGUCAGCGGCAACCACGACGUGGGCAACGCCCCCACCCCCGAGACCAUCGCGGAGUUCCAGCGGACUUGGGGAGACGACUACUUCAGCUUCUGGGUCGGGGGUGUCCUGUUCCUAGUUCUCAACUCCCAGUUCCUGUACGACGCGUCCAGGUGCCCCGCCCUGAAGCGGGAGCAGGACCGCUGGCUGGAGCAGCAGCUGCGCAGCGCGGGGCAGCGCGCCUGCCGGCACGCCGUGGUCUUCCAGCACAUCCCGCUCUUCCUGCAGAGCAUCGGCGAGGACGACGACUACUUCAACCUCACCAAGUCCGUGCGGAAGGAGAUGGCAGACAAGUUCGUGGAGGCAGGUGUCAAGGCUGUCUUCUCCGGCCACUACCACAGGAAUGCUGGGGGCACCUACCGGAACCUCGACAUGGUGGUGUCAUCCGCCAUCGGGUGCCAGCUGGGCAAAGAUGCCCACGGGCUCCGAGUCGUGGUGGUCACCGCUGAGAAAAUCGUCCACCGGUACUACAGCCUAGAUGAGCUGAGUGAGAAGGGGAUAGAAGACGAUCUGAUGGAUCUGUUGAAGGAAAACUAAUCACCGAUUACGAUUGAUUUACUUUUCACUUCUACUGUUUUUUUUUUUUUCAUUUUGUUAGAAACAGUAGCUGCAUACAACCCCUUAUUGGAAUAAACAAAAAAAAGUGUUCCAGGCAGAUUUGUGAAUUUAUGUCCUUCCCCUUAAAGGACUGGGUCCUGCCCUAAAUGAUACUCAAAUGGAACUGCCCUCCCUUUUUAAAAGAGAGGAGGGAGGAGCCUGAGAAUGAAAGAAUAAAUGAUGUUAUUAGAAUAUC